This is a messenger RNA of Acanthosepion pharaonis, 1152 nucleotides long. Lineage: Eukaryota; Metazoa; Mollusca; Cephalopoda; Sepiida; Sepiidae. The record is from the annotation of a GenBank genome assembly.
AUGCACUAUUUCCUUAAUCUGUUUUUGUUUUACUUCUUUCUGACCAAUCCAUCUCUCUCUUUUUUCAUGCAUACAACCACAAAAGACUAUCUAUUUCCAAUAAUGGGCGGAAAUAUGGCUACAGUCAUAAGAGUUAACACUGAAGACAUUCUCACUAAAAAUUAUGACGCUUACUCUGUGACUUGCACAAGUGUAGUGAAAACUACUCUAACCUUUACGUUACCAGUUAACAUAGGCACAACACCAAAACCUAUCAACAUAAGUGUUAAUCAACAUAUAAGCGUCAAAUUUUCUACGAAAAACCAGCAAAGCGUUAAAGCAGUAACUCUUGGUGAGGUGGUAACAAUGAACAUAACUGCAGGUAAGUGUUUCUUGUUUUUCCUCUUACCACCCAGUCUAUUCACAUUUUUCCCGCCUCCUCAUCCUACUUCCAAGGCUCUUCACCUUCGUCCGUCUUUUCUUCUCUUCCUCCUACCUCCAAGGCUCCUCACCUUCCUCCGUUUUUCUCCUCCUUUUCCCCAACCUUCAAGGAUCCUCACCUUCACCCGUAUUUUCUUCUCCUCAUCCUGUUUCCAAGGUUCAUCACGCUCCUUCGUUUUUCCUCCUCCUCCUACCUCCAAGUCUCCUCACCUUCCUCUGUCUUUACUCCUCCUCCUAUCUCCAAGUCUACUCACCUUCAUCCCUCUUUACUCUUCCUCCUACCUCCAAGGCUCCUCACCUUCUUCCGUCUACUGUCCUCCGUCUGUUGUCCUCCUACGUCCGAGGCUCCUCACCUUCCUCCGUUUUUCUCCUCCCUUUUCCCCAACCUUCAAGGAUCCUCACCUUCACCCGUCUUUUCUUCUCCUCAUCCUGUUUCCAAGGUUCAUCACCUUCCCCCGUCUUUACUCCACCUCCUACCUCCAAGGUUCCUCAUCUUCCUCCGUCCUUUAUCCCCCUAAUCCUACCUCCAAGGCUCCUCACCUUCCCCCGUCCUUUAUCCUCCUAAUCCUACCUCCAAGGCUCCUCAUCUUCCUUCGUCUUUUCGCCUCUCCCUCUUACCCCUGUCUCCUAAACUUCCACCGUCUUUUUCUCCUAUCUCUGUCUAUUCAGAUUUAUUCAAAUUUUCUUCUCCUUUAUUCCAAAGAUAAUGAUAACCGCUCAUUCCAAAGAUAA